Messenger RNA from Exophiala oligosperma, 939 nucleotides. RefSeq lists its product as uncharacterized. Bases 1 to 939 code for a protein of 312 amino acids. Gene Ontology annotation, molecular function: hydrolase activity. The transcript has 2 exons. Lineage: Eukaryota; Fungi; Ascomycota; Eurotiomycetes; Chaetothyriales; Herpotrichiellaceae. The record is from RefSeq and is a predicted model, not a curated record.
AUGGGUAAUUAUUCAGACUACCAAGGUCCCGUGGCAGAAUGGGAGGACUUUAUCAAAUCGACAGGCGAAGUGCCGGCACCACCACUACACCUCCCUAUCUUGGAGAUGCGGUCACUGACCAACGCCGGUCGAACGGUGGCGGCACAAGAACAAGUCAAGGCGUUAGGUCUGAAAGAAAAAGUGGCAUGGCAAGACUACUCGAUUCUCACCAGGGAUUCUCAAAAUAUAACCGCCAGAGUGUAUAAACCGAAAGUGCUCGCAACAAAUGCCAGUUCGAGUGCAACUUCAGGUACAGGUCUACCGAUAUACUUGUACUUCCACGGUGGUGGACACCUCCUGGGGAAUGUCGACUCGGAAGAUGGUACUUGCUCACGUUUGGUGGGCGAUUCUUCUUUCCCCCUGGUCGUCGUCAAUGUCAACUAUCGACACACUCCAGAGUUCCCCUGGCCCACUCAAUUCAACGACGCGUGGGAUUCUUUGGUAUGGUUGUCGACUCACGCGACCGACUUCGGUGGUGACCCUUCGAAGGUGGUGGUCGGCGGUGUGUCUGCCGGUGGAGGUCUUGCGGCGUCGAUUGCCGUACAUCAUCAUCGACAACGACUCCUGCAGUCAGGCCAAGCGGCGGCACCAGCGGUGACGAUCCUGGGUCAAGUACUGGCCAGUCCUUGGUUGUUGCACCCUUCAGCAAACCCUUUGGCGAGAGAGGCCCUCAGUAGUUUCAACCAAAACCAAAACGCUCCCGUGUUGCCAUGGUCCAUCUUGAAAGUUUUUGCCGACCUUCUCGGACCCGAAGCCGUGUCGGACCCAAGCUUCAACGUCGCAUUGACCGACGACACCGUCAUCCAAGGUUUACCAAAGACGAGUUGUCUUGUUGCCGGGCAGGAUCUGUUGAGAGACGAGGGACUUUAUUAUGCAGAAAAAUUAAAGAAGAACGAGUAA